GGGCGCAGGGUCGAAGGCGCGCGGUGGUACUAGCUCGAAGGGCGUCUCGAACCCGGCGCGGGCUGCGGCCAUGCGGGCGUCGGUCCUCCUCGACAAGAAGAACAAGGUCGACAUGCUCGGCAGCAUGUUCCAGGAGGGCGCGAUGGACCCGGCUCGUCUCGCCGGACAUCCGUGUCCUCCGGGAAAGGAGGACGGGUCGAUGAGGACCGACCUGAUGCCGUUCCAGCGCCAAGGGCUCGCCUGGAUGAUCCGCAUGGAGCACCCGGAGCUCCCCAAGACGGUCGAGGACCCGCCAGUUCAGCUUUGGAGGAUGCGCAAGGACGACGACGGCUACGCCUUCUACCAGAACGUCGUCACCGACUCGACGCAGCGCGACCCACCCAAGCUCAAGCGCGGCGGCAUCCUCGCCGACGAGAUGGGACUCGGCAAGACGAUGCAGACGGUCGCGCUCAUCUGCACGGACGACACGGGCGAGGGCGUGCUCGACGAGCCCGAGGAGCCCGACGAGCGCUACGACGACAUGACCCUCAUCGUAUGCCCGCUCUCGGUCGCGUCAAACUGGACCGAGCAGCUCAAGCAGCAUGUCGGCAAGAAGCGCCUGAGCUGGCACUUCUACCACGGCGAGGGCCGCGAGCUCACCAAGAAGCAGCUCCGCAAGCACGACGUCAUCAUCACGACCUACCAGACGAUCGCGGCCGAGGUCGAGGGCAGCAACUCGCGCAAGGGCUCUAGCGCUCCCGAGGACAAGCUCGGCAACAUGAACGAGGACGACGAGGACGUCGAGCCGCCGGGCAAAAAGCAGAAGAUCCUGAGCGAGUCGACGCUGCACGCGAUCAAGUGGCGCCGGGUCGUGCUCGACGAGGGCCACCUCAUCAAGAACCCCAAGGCCAAGAUGACUCGCGCGUGCACCCAGCUCAAGGCCGAACGUCGCUGGAUCCUGUCGGGCACGCCCAUCGUCAACGCCGCCGCCGACCUCGGCACCAUGGUCCAGUUCCUCCACGUCUGCAAGCCGCUCGACGACCCCGACGUGUGGAAGCAGCGCGUGACCAAAGUCGACGACGAGGCUCGAGGCCGGGCUCUGCGGGCCGUCGUGCUCUCUACGACUCUGCGUCGCACCAAGGACAUGGUCGGCAUAGACGGCAAGCCGCUCGUGCAGCUUCCCGAGGUCCUUCGCUACCAGCACCAGGUCGACCUCGGCAAGGACGACCGCGCCCUGUACGACGAGGUCGCGAGCGAGGUCGGCAAGAGCGUCAAGGCGUCCAUCGAGGACGGUUCGGCCAAGCCGAGCUACACCCACAUUCUUUGCCUUCUUCUCCGCCUGCGCCAGCUCGCCUGCGACCCGUCGCUCGUCCCCGCCGACUUUAUCGAGGACAUUCGCGACCGCAAACUCGCCGCCCGCAUCCAGCACGACCACGAGAAGGCGACGGGCAUCCCGUCCGGCUCGGGCCCGGUGUCGGCCGAGCAGCUGUCGUACCUUCGCGGGCUCCUGAGCGACGCCGUCGACGCGGGCGCAGAGUGCCUCGCGUGCGGCGGGUGGCCGAUGGACGGGCGCAUCACGAUUUGCCAGCACUUCUUCUGCCAGAACUGCAUCGAGGUCGCCGUCGACGCCCGCAGUGCGUGCCCGGCGUGCAACCACGUCCUGUCGCGCGAGCACAUCAUCGCGCCGGCGGCCGAGCGCAGCGUGUCACCGUUCGGCGGGUCGCGCGCAAGCAGCGUCGGCGGCGCGAGCUCGAGUCGUCACGGGAGCGCGGCGCCUGUCGAGAGAACAGCCAAGGCGGCGGCGCUCGUCACGCUCCUCAAGAGCUCGCCGCCGGGUGUCAAGAGCUUGGUCUUCUCGCAGUGGACCUCGCACCUCGACCGCAUCGAGGCGGUCCUCCACGCCGAGGGAAUCUCGACCUGUCGCUUCGACGGCUCGAUGAGGCAGGAGAAGCGCGCCGACGUCAUCCGCUCGUUCACGACGCCCAACAAGACGGCGACGGCGGGCAGCGCCAACGACAAGCAGAACCCGAUGGUCAUGCUCCUCUCGCUCAAGGCCGGCGCUCUCGGGCUCAACUUGACCGUCGCGAGCCAGGUCUUCCUCAUGGACCCGUGGUGGCAGCCGGCCAUCGAGCUGCAGGCCAUCGACCGCGUCAACCGCAUCGGCCAGACUCAGACGGUCCGGGUCUUUCAGCUCGUCGCCAAGGGCACUGUCGAGGAGCGGGUUCUCGCCAUCCAGGACAAGAAGGACGCGCUCAUCGCCCAGGCCUUCUCGGGCAACAAGAACGCGCCCAAGAGCAAGUCCAAGAUCGAAGUGUCGGACUUGGCGAGCAUCUUUGGCGUUUGAGCGGGAGCGCACGUUCCGAGGAGGAUCGAGCGCAGGCGCACGUUGACUCAAGCCGGGUCUGCCUCUCCCCCUCUCCCUCUGUCGUCGAGUCUCGUGCAGUACAAGCGCUUUCACCGUG
Rhodotorula graminis WP1 is the source of this 2441-nucleotide messenger RNA. RefSeq lists its product as uncharacterized. Bases 71 to 2323 code for a protein of 750 amino acids. Lineage: Eukaryota; Fungi; Basidiomycota; Microbotryomycetes; Sporidiobolales; Sporidiobolaceae. Gene Ontology annotation, molecular function: ATP binding; protein binding; ATP-dependent chromatin remodeler activity. The transcript is spliced from 21 exons. The record is from RefSeq and is a predicted model, not a curated record.